Molecule: messenger RNA, 5535 nt
Organism: Plasmodium falciparum 3D7
Lineage: Eukaryota; Apicomplexa; Aconoidasida; Haemosporida; Plasmodiidae
Source: RefSeq, a predicted model, not a curated record
AUGAACAGUAACAAUUUCAUUCUAUCUGUGUACAAUCAGAAGAUUAAAAAUAUAAAUAAUAUUUCCGAAUCAGAUGAAACAAAUUCUUAUCAUAGUUUUGAUACGUAUUCAAAGAGUGAAGAAGAAAAUAAUACACACAUUUUUAAUGAUAGAACACAUAAAUAUCAAAUUGACUACUUAAAAAAUCUUCUUAAUAAUUUUAUUGAAAAAAGUAACGAUUUUUAUAUAUACAAAAAAAUUAUUUUAUCAUUAAAGCGUGUUAACGAGAAAUUUCCAUUUCCUAAAUGUUAUUAUUAUACCGCCAAAUUAGGUAGUAAAAAAAGAAAAAAUAAAAAAAUAAAUAUUUAUAAGAAUAUAUAUAAUAAAAGUAAUAAUAAUAUAUAUAGUAAUAAUAAUAUAUAUAGUAAUAAUAACAUAUAUAGUAAUAAUAAUAGAUAUAGUAAUAAUAAUAGUUGUAGUAAUAAUAAUUGUAGUAAAAUAAAAUUUCCUCGUUUGUGCUCUUCUUCUUCUUCCUUUUUGGCUAGCUAUAAUACAUAUAAUAAGAAACAAAUUGGAAAGAUAAAGAAAUAUCGAACAAUUAGGUAUAUAAAAAGUAUAAUUCAAAGAAUAAAGUAUGAAAUAAUUUUUAAUAAUCCACAAAAUUGUAAAAGACAAAAUAAAAUAGAAAAUAAAUCAAAAAGGAACAUAUACCAUUUAGUGUGGAUAUUAAAAAAAAAAAAAAAAAAUAGCUACCUGGGUACAAAUUGGUCAUGUGUUCAUAAAAAAAAAAAAAAAAAAAAAAAUUUGUCAAUAAGAAAAAUAAAAAAAAGGAUAUCAUUAAAUUUUGUGAAUUACGAUAUGAAAAGCACCACUAUAGAAAAUUGUGCAGACGAACAACAUUGUAACAUGGAGGAAGAAGAAGUUGAACAGAUUAAGGACGAAUGUAAUAUAAAACAUCUAAAACAAAAUGAUAAUAAAAUAAAUGUUAACCAAAAUGAGCAGGAAAAGUUUUAUCCUUAUGAUAAUAUAAACGAAGAGGAAAUAUCCCAUCCAUAUAAUUUAUAUACAAACAACGAAAAUUAUGAGGAAAAAAAAAAAAAAACAAGUAAUAAUUUGACAGCACAAAAUGAAGAUAUAGUACAAGAAAAGAUACACACACCUUUUGGUGGAGAUAAUUAUAAUCAAGAAUUAGAAGAAAAUAUUAAUAAAUCCAAUAUUAUUAGUAAUAAUGAAAUAUAUACAUAUAAUAUAAAUAAUAGUUUUUCAAUAUAUAAAAAUGUAGGUAAUACGUAUGAUAAUAAUAUUAAUGAUAUACAAAAUAAUAAAACAUAUGUGAAAAAUAAUGAUGAUCAAUAUAAUGUGGACAAUAAUAAUAAUAAUGUGGACAAUAAUAAUAAUGUGGACAAUAAUAAUAAUGUGGACGAUAAUAAUAAUAUGGACGAUAAUAAUAAUAUGGAUAAUAAUAAUAAUGUGAACAAUAAUAAUAAUGUGAACAAUAAUAAUAAUGUGAACAAUAAUAAUAAUGUGAACAAUAAUAAUAAUAUUUAUAAUAAGAAGAAUAACAUUAUUGAAUAUAUGAAGAACCCAUGCAAUUAUAAUAUAUGCUUUCCAAAUAUUAUGACAAAUAAUAUUUUAAGUGAAGAUGCAUAUGAGGAAAACUUAACGACACCCAAAAAAAUAGUAAAAAAAAAACAACUAAAUGCAUGUUGUACAUUUAAUAUUCCUAGUAAUAGUAAUAGUACACUUUUUUAUAGUAAUCAAAGUAAAAUGUUUUAUAGACCUUCCAAUAUUUAUUUAGACCCUAUGAUGGAUUCUUCUUACGUAUAUUGGAAUGAACAAGAUUGGGUCACUCGAGAAAAUAAUAAAAAUAAUGACAACUAUAAUGAAAAUUAUAAGAGGGAUUAUUUUAUGAAUACAACAAAAACGGAUACACAUAAUAUAUUAAAUACAAAUAAUAUAAAUGGGAUAUAUAAUAGUUCCAGUUUUUAUAAUAAUAAUAAUGAAGUAAAUUAUCAAGUCGAAGAAAAUAAAAAUAAUAAAAGACAUAACAUUAAUGAUCAUAAAACAUCUUUUCAUUAUAAUAAUUUUGUUUUACCAUAUCCAUAUGAAUCUAAUACACAACAUAUAUCUUCUACAUAUAAUAAAUAUGUACAACAUGUACACAUGAAACGUGAUGAAAAAGGUUCUAUUCCAUAUAAUAUGUUCAAAGAUGAUAAUAAUAAAGAGAACUUUUAUAUCCAUGAUAAUAAUAAAUAUACAAUUUAUGAUAAAAAUAAAUAUCACAAUAAAUAUACAUACACAAAUAAACUACCAUCCGUUCCAUUUAAAUCAUUAAAAAGUAAUUUAGAUGAACAAAAAUAUUUAUCAACAGGAAUUUUACAAAAAGACAAAAAUUCUUUUGAAAAUGUGAAAAAUUCUUUUGAAGAAGAGAAAAAAAAUUUUGAAAAAGUGAAAAAUUCUUUUGAAAAAGAAAAAAAUGUUUUUUUUCAUUCUAUACAAAAUGUUUUGUGUUUAAAAAAAGAAAUAAAAAAAAUAAAAAUAAAUUUAAAUAACCAAAGAAAAUAUACUUUUCUCCAUAUGGAUGAAAAAAAAAAAAAUGAGCUCGAUAAUUUGAUAGGUUAUUUAAUGUAUCAAAAAAUGAUUAGAAAAAAAUUAAAAGAAUAUUAUUUUAAUAAAAUAAAUAAGGCAUUCUUUACUUUCUUAUUACGUAGUAAUCACGCUAACUUUUCUUUUUCGCCACAUGAAGUUAUGUUAUUAAAAAAAUGGAAUCUAUUAAAAUUUAAACAAGCCAGAAAAAAUCACAUCCUCCGGAACAUUAAAAAAAAUACACAAACGGAUUAUUCUCACGAUUCUCAAAAGGUGGUAACAACACCUAGACAAGAACAAGAACAAGAACAUAAUGAAAAAAUUGUGGAUAAUAUAAGUAUUUCUUUUCCGGUAACAAACAAUAAUAUAGUAUUCAAACCCUUGAACGAAUAUAUGCGUAAAAAAUAUGAUGUUAAUAAUUUAAAAAAAACGGAACAAAGAGAUAAUAUAAUAAGAUAUGAUGAUCAAAAUAGAAGGACCUUAGAUAAUAAUAAUAAUAAUAAUAAUAAAAAAGUAAAUAAUACUAUUUAUAAAGAGAAGGAUAAUAUUUAUGUUGAUGAUUCUUUGUUAAAUAAUAAUGAACAUAGUUUAUUAAAAUCGAAUAACAUCCUUUCAUAUUUAAGUACACAUAGGAUUAUAUAUAUGAAAAAGAAAAAGAAGGAUUUAAAUUGUAAUCAUUUAAAUGAAGAUAAUGAUUAUAGUAAUAAUAAAUUCUUACAAAUACCUUCUGAAUCUUUUUAUGAGUUAUAUGAUCAGAACAAAACAAAUAUAUUUGAUGUAUUUUUGUUUCUAAAAAAUAUUGGAUAUAAAAAUGUACAGAAAAGUUUUAAAAAGAAAUUAAAAAAAAAAUAUAUAUAUUUAUCAAAAAUAAAUAAUUGUAAUAAAAUGUUAAGUCAUAUAAAAUAUUUAUUUGUAAAAUUAUUAAGAAACCAAAUUAAAGAUAUAAUAGGUAUAUAUAUAAAUGAUUGUUUUAUAAAUUCAACAAUCUGUUUCUUCCUAUCAUUGAUCUUGUUUAUAUUUAAAAAUAUACAUACUAUCAAAAUUAUCAGAUCACAUAUAUAUUUGUCUUAUUUUAAUAUAUUCCUUGAUUAUUUCAGAAAUAAUAAUUUAAAAUGCAUGUAUUUUAUAUGUAAUAAUAUACUCUACGAUUUGAUGAUAGAAAUGGAUACACGUAGUAAUAAUGAUAACAAUGAAACCAGUGAAUAUAAGAACGAUGAAAUACUAAUCAAUAAUAAUAUUUAUAAUAAAAAUAUGUGUGAUAAUGAUUAUCAACCUAAACGUUAUAAAAAUUUUCUUAUUUACUUUAAUCAAAAUUAUAUUAAAAAAAGAAAAAACAAAAAAAGAAAUGAUAUAUCUAUUCAUAACAAUAAAAGGGAUCAAGGCGGAAAACAACUUGUUCAGCAAUGUGAAGAAAACACGGAAAAAAAAUAUAUGCAAGAACAAAAAAUAAAUAUAAAUAAUUCUGAACAAGGAAAAGAAAAAAAAAUACAUAAAAGACGAAAAAAGAAAUAUAAAAUAAUUAUAAGGAAAGACAAAUGCAAAAAAUAUUUUAUUUCUACUUGUGAAGAAAAUAAAAUUGUUUAUAAGAAAAAAAAAAAAACAAUAUUUUUCGACGAUUAUGGAUUUUAUAAUUAUUUCACAAAAAAAAAAAAAAAAAACAAAAAAAAAAAACAAAAUCAACAAAUUGGGAACGAUAAUAAAGAAAAUAUAAAUGGGGCCCAGCUAACAAAUAAUAAUAAUGAUGGUAUGGAGAAAGCAUUAGACCAUGAUACAAAUUACAAGAAAAACGAAAAAAUGAACAAGCAGAAAAAAAAAAAUAAUAAUAAUAAUAAUAAAAUGGAAAGAAAGCAAAGCAAAUUACAACAAUUUAUAAAUAAAUUAAAAAUGAAGAAAGGAAAUGAUAGUACUACAAAGGAUUAUGAUAAUAAUAAUAAUAUUAACGAUGAUAAAAAGAAUAUUAACGAUGAUAAUAAUAAUAAUAAUAUUUAUGAUAAUAAUAUUAAUAUUUAUGAUGAUAAUAAUAAUUUUAAUGAUGAUGGUAGGGGUAACCACAUAAAUAAAUACAAUAUACAUAGCUCGUCAAAUAACCAAUCCUGCAUAUCCCUUGAUACAUUAGAUGGAAAUUCUUAUGAUACUUAUUCUCACAACAUUCCUAAGAAACAUUUAUAUUAUUUAGAUUUAAAUAAAUUGGAAAUUCUCAAAUUAUGCUCAAAUAAAUUAGAUGAUGAUGCUUUAAUAUAUAUAUCAAAUCUUAUAAAAAAAAAUAAAUUAAAUAAUUUAAAAGUCUUAGAUUUAAGAUGGAAUAAUUUCACAUAUAAAAGUUUAUUAACUUUAUCCUUCUCAUUAACUAAUAUAAUUAUAAAAAACAAAUCAACAAAUAAUCAUAUAAUAAAAAAUCAAAAAGAACAAAAAGAAGAAAGAAACAAAAAAAUACAAUUACGUAAAUUAUUAUUAUCAGGAAAUAAUAUCAACAGCUCUUUAUAUUCAUCUUUCUUAUCUAGCUUUUGUACAUGUAAUUAUGUUGUAGUUAAAAAUCUUGAUUUUUCAAUGAAUAAAAUUGACAAUGAUGGUUUAUAUAUUACAUAUAAAUAUUUACAACAUAUAAAAAAAAUACAAGAAAAAAAAAAAUUAGCAAUGUUUAAAAGGAACCAAAUCUAUAAAGAAUAUGAAAAAUUAACUCCUAAUCAAAAAGAAAUUCUCCAUAUGCAAAAAAAAAUUAAAAAUAAAAAAAAUAAACUAUGUAAUAUAUACAUAAAUCUAGAUCAUAAUAAUUUAAAAAAUUCCGUAUAUAUUAAUAAAAUAAAUAAACUUUUGAAUAAUUUCCCUAUUCAAAAUUAUAAAAAAAAAAAAUUUAAAAAGCACACAAAUCAUAAUAAUCAACAUGUGAUAUUAAGUAUGCAAUAUAAUAACAUAAAAAAUGUAUAUACAAACCAAGAAAAUAUAAAACAAAAACACAGAAUUCAAAUUUGA